AUGGAUCGUAAACGUGUCAAUGGACCAGACCAAAGCGUCGCACCUCUUUCAACAAAUGUACCAGAACGAUUACCCAUAUUAAAUAACGACGGCAAGCGUGUUGAUCAACGAUCACUUGACGAUCUUCGACCCAUUUUCCUUAAAACUGGUCUUGUCACGCAAGCCAAUGGCUCGGCCUAUAUCGAAGUCGGCAACACAAAAGCUGUUUGUGCAGUAUACGGUCCACGUCAGUUGAAACGGUCUGGUUUCUCGAGCAAUGGUACACUCAACUGCGAAUUCAAAUUCUCCACGUUCUCUUGCAGCAAGCGACGUGGUCAUAUGCGUGAUCCUGAAGAACGAGGCUAUUCUCAAGUAGUGGUUCAAGCGCUUGCACCCGCCGUACGAUUAGAAUUGCUGCCGAAAUCAUCCAUCGAUAUCUAUAUCAAUGUACUUGAAAAUGACGGCUCGACCUCGUGUUUGGCUGCAGCCAUUGUAGCGGCAAGCACGGCAUUGGCAGACGCUGGUAUCGAGAUGUUGGAUCAAGUCACCGCAUGCUCAGCAGUACUCUUUCAAAAGCAGAUUGUGAUGGAUGGAACAGAAUCAGAAGAACAGCAAAAGGAUGGAAAUAUGGUGAUUUCGUAUAUGCCAUCGUUAAAUCAAGUAACGCAUAUCUUGCAAAACGGUAUAUCAGAUGCAGCAACCAUAUCCCAGGCUGUUGAACAGUGCAUCGAUGGAUGUUCCAAAAUUUACAGUGUCAUGUCUACAGCUCUUUUACAAUCACUCAAUGAUAACAACAACGACAAUAACAUGGACAAUAAAUUAUAA
This is a messenger RNA of Zychaea mexicana, 804 nucleotides long. RefSeq names its product ribosomal protein S5 domain 2-type protein. Gene Ontology annotation, biological process: nuclear mRNA surveillance; U4 snRNA 3'-end processing; rRNA catabolic process. The transcript has 5 exons. Gene Ontology annotation, cellular component: nucleolus; cytoplasmic exosome (RNase complex); nuclear exosome (RNase complex). The record is from RefSeq and is a predicted model, not a curated record. NCBI's taxonomy places the organism in Eukaryota, Fungi, Mucoromycota, Mucoromycetes, Mucorales, Lichtheimiaceae. The coding region runs from base 1 to 804 and encodes 267 amino acids.